AAACGGGAAAGAUGGCGACUGCUCCGCGACGUUGAGGCCGCGUUAGGUGGUUCGGACUCAAGAGUGCUCGCACAGCGCCUCGCACGGUGCCUUGCAUAUAGUGGAUGUUUGAUAAGUACAUGCUUCAUUGAAUGAAGAAAAGACUCUGCCCCUGCCCUACAAAAACUGAGGAACUCAAAGAGGUGGAGAUGGCAGGAGAGCUGGCUGACAAGAAGGACCGUGAUGCAUCACCUUCCAAGGAGGAAAGGAAGCGAUCUCGGACUCCUGACAGAGAACGGGAUAGAGACCGAGACCGGAAGUCCUCCCCAUCUAAAGAUAGGAAACGGCAUCGUUCAAGGGAUAGGCGUCGAGGAGGCAGCCGGUCUCGUUCCCGUUCCCGUUCCAAAUCUAUAGAAAGAGAACGCCGGCACAAAGAACGAGAGCGAGAUAAGGAGCGUGAUCGGAAUAAGAAGGACCGAGAGCGGGAUAAGGAUGGGCACAGACGGGACAAGGACCGCAAGCGAUCCAGUUUAUCUCCUGGCCGAGGAAAAGAUUUUAAAUCUCGGAAAGACAGAGACUCUAAGAAGGAUGAAGAGGAUGAACAUGGUGACAAGAAGCCUAAGGCCCAGCCAUUAUCCCUGGAGGAACUUCUGGCCAAGAAAAAGGCUGAGGAAGAAGCUGAGGCAAAGCCCAAGUUCCUCUCUAAAGCAGAACGAGAGGCUGAAGCCCUAAAGCGACGGCAGCAGGAGGUGGAGGAGCGGCAGAGGAUGCUUGAGGAAGAGAGGAAGAAAAGGAAACAGUUCCAAGACUUGGGCAGGAAAAUGUUGGAAGACCCUCAGGAACGGGAACGUCGGGAACGCAGGGAGAGGAUGGAGCGGGAGACCAACGGAAAUGAGGAUGAGGAAGGGCGGCAGAAGAUCCGGGAGGAGAAGGAUAAGAGCAAGGAACUGCAUGCCAUUAAGGAGCGUUACUUGGGUGGCAUCAAGAAGCGGCGCCGGACGAGGCAUCUCAACGACCGCAAGUUUGUCUUUGAGUGGGAUGCAUCUGAGGACACUUCCAUUGACUACAACCCCCUGUACAAAGAACGGCACCAGGUGCAGUUGUUGGGGCGAGGCUUCAUUGCAGGCAUUGACCUAAAGCAGCAGAAGCGAGAGCAGUCGCGCUUCUAUGGAGACCUAAUGGAGAAGAGGCGGACGCUGGAAGAAAAGGAGCAGGAGGAGGCCAGACUCCGUAAACUUCGUAAGAAGGAAGCCAAGCAACGCUGGGAUGAUCGGCAUUGGUCCCAGAAGAAGUUGGAUGAGAUGACGGACAGGGACUGGCGGAUCUUCCGUGAGGACUACAGCAUCACCACCAAAGGUGGCAAGAUCCCCAAUCCCAUCCGAUCCUGGAAAGACUCUUCUCUGCCUCCACACAUCUUGGAGGUCAUCGAUAAGUGUGGCUACAAGGAGCCAACACCUAUCCAGCGUCAGGCAAUUCCCAUUGGGCUGCAGAAUCGUGACAUCAUUGGAGUAGCUGAGACUGGCAGUGGCAAGACAGCAGCCUUCCUCAUUCCGUUGCUGGUCUGGAUUACCACUCUCCCCAAAAUUGACAGGAUCGAAGAGUCAGACCAGGGCCCUUAUGCCAUCAUCCUGGCCCCCACUCGUGAGCUGGCUCAGCAGAUUGAGGAAGAGACCAUCAAGUUUGGGAAGCCGCUGGGUAUCCGCACUGUGGCUGUCAUUGGCGGCAUCUCCAGAGAAGACCAGGGCUUCAGGCUGCGCAUGGGUUGUGAGAUAGUGAUUGCUACCCCGGGACGUCUGAUUGAUGUGCUGGAGAACCGCUACCUGGUGCUGAGCCGCUGUACCUACGUGGUUCUGGAUGAGGCAGACAGGAUGAUUGACAUGGGCUUUGAGCCAGACGUCCAGAAGAUCCUGGAGCACAUGCCUGUCAGCAACCAGAAGCCGGACACAGAUGAGGCCGAGGACCCUGAGAAGAUGUUGGCCAACUUCGAGUCAGGAAAACAUAAGUACCGCCAAACAGUCAUGUUCACGGCCACCAUGCCCCCAGCGGUGGAGCGUCUGGCCCGGAGCUACCUUCGGCGACCUGCUGUGGUGUACAUUGGCUCUGCAGGCAAGCCCCACGAACGUGUGGAACAGAAGGUCUUCCUCAUGUCAGAGUCUGAAAAGAGGAAAAAGCUGCUGGCAAUUUUGGAGCAAGGCUUUGAUCCACCCAUCAUCAUUUUUGUCAACCAGAAGAAGGGCUGCGAUGUUUUGGCCAAAUCCCUGGAGAAGAUGGGGUACAAUGCUUGUACACUGCACGGUGGAAAAGGCCAGGAGCAGCGAGAGUUUGCACUAUCCAACCUCAAGGCUGGAGCCAAGGAUAUUUUGGUGGCUACAGAUGUGGCGGGUCGUGGUAUCGACAUCCAGGAUGUAUCUAUGGUUGUCAACUACGAUAUGGCCAAAAACAUCGAAGAUUACAUCCACCGCAUUGGCCGCACGGGGCGAGCAGGCAAGAGUGGUGUGGCCAUCACCUUCCUCACCAAAGAGGACUCUGCGGUGUUCUAUGAGCUGAAGCAAGCCAUCCUGGAGAGCCCGGUGUCCUCCUGCCCCCCAGAGCUAGCCAACCACCCCGAUGCCCAGCACAAGCCAGGCACCAUCCUCACCAAGAAGCGCCGGGAAGAGACCAUCUUUGCCUGACACAGCACUCUCCCCACGGUUCGAGGCCAUGCUCUGGAGCCUGUUCUUCAAGACCCUCAUAUCUCUUCCCAGCUUCUCACUCUUAUGGGGGCUUAGUGAAACCAUCAGACCCCCUGGCCCAGACCCUCAGGUCUGAAGGCCUGAGUGUGAGGCUGUAAAAAGAGAGGAAGCUGCUCUAGGAGGCAGGGAGAACAAACUACAUAGGCUUUGGCGCAGCUCUGCCCCUGUGGCGGGCUCUGGGAUGGCACUGGGCCAUCAGCUCUUGCCAUAUAUGGGGGCAGCCAAUUGGCAUUGCCUCCCAGACGGAACAAAAACCUGGCUGCCGGGCUGGGACUUCUUGGGCACAGACUUGACUGUGUAAGCUGCAGCACCAUCGCUGCCCUGGAUGACCCAGAGAAUCUGGCACUGAGGAUAUGGACCUUGGACUCCUGUUGUCAUUUUGACAGCUGUUUGCCCUUUUGGAUUAUAAAAACAAGUUGCGAGCCUUGUUUAAAGUUGUGCACGGCCCCUGUGCCAAGGGGUGCUGUGCACUCUGGGCAUCCCUCACCCAGGGAAUUUUUUUAGUAGAUGUGGGGACAGGGUGAGCUGGCUGAGUCCAUCUUGAAGUCAGAGUGAAAUUUCUGUUUUCUAUUCUCUGAGAAGAUGUUUGUAUGUUCUGAGAAUAAAUACACGAAUAUUAA
This is a messenger RNA of Hippopotamus amphibius kiboko, 3331 nucleotides long. RefSeq names its product DEAD-box helicase 23 (gene DDX23). Gene Ontology annotation, biological process: mRNA splicing, via spliceosome. The transcript has 18 exons. Gene Ontology annotation, molecular function: RNA helicase activity; RNA binding; ATP binding. Lineage: Eukaryota; Metazoa; Chordata; Mammalia; Artiodactyla; Hippopotamidae. The coding region runs from base 132 to 2651 and encodes 839 amino acids. The record is from RefSeq and is a predicted model, not a curated record. Gene Ontology annotation, cellular component: catalytic step 2 spliceosome.